AUGUUCCGAACACAUAAUCUCCACGACCGCCUCGACCAGAUUGACGGGGAGGUUCUGGCGGCUCGCCGCGCUGCGCUCGAGCGUGACGGCAUUUCCAACCCGCAAGCCUUUCUUGAGGGGAGCAAAGUGGGCUGCACCUCUCUGCUGCAGAACAUUCGCGUGCUUCUGCACGCCAGCCGCAGCCAACUGCCGACACCGGACAUGAUCGUGGCCGAGAUUGCCGAGACGGCGCGGUGCGACAGCAUCUACACGGAGCCAGAGCGCAUGCGCACUGUGCGGUCGCGCCUGCUCGAGCGACUGGGGCCAGACCUUUACAAGAAGUGCGCCACACCGGACGGCGAGGGGCUCAGCGAGGUGGAGGAGCGUCGCGUUGGUCACUGCAUCGCCCACUACGAGCACUUCAUCCGCACACAGGCACGGUCGAGCCUGCCUUUCGGCCCGUACGCGCUCGCGCUCAUGGCCGACUACGCGCUCCACAUCGGCCUGGCACUGACGGCGGGGGGGCUGGUCGCCAGCGCCCCCAACCUCAUACGGAACUCGCAGCGGUGGCACGCGGCCCGUGAGGCUCGUGCCAAGACCACCGAGGCCAAGCGAUCGAUGUCCGAGGUGGCCAAGCCCACCGAGACCAAGCGAUCGACGGUGUCCGCGGUGGCCAAGCCGGAGCAGCAAUCGCCGGCCACGCGGGACCCAUCAAGGCUUGCCGUGGGCCAUGUUCCCCACCCUUCAGCGAACCAACGAGCAAUCCGCCGAGCCGGGAAUCCCCGAGCAUGUGUGAAGCGCGCCUGCACGGCAGACAAGGCGAGGUCGAAUAUUGAAAACACCAUCAAGCAACGCGGCGGUUCCAAAGAGCCAGAACGGACAAUGGCCAACGUGUCUGGCGCGGCAAGGCCAGCCGUUUGGGUCGCGGUUGCGAGCCAGGCAGGCCGCAAUGGCUUCAUGGAUCUCUUCCUCCGAGCGCGGAGGCAGGCCGUGGUGGAGGCGCGAGACGCGGUCGUGGCGCAAGCGCUGCUCGGCUACGACCUGCGAAACGUGAUCGUCCAGCAGGAGACAGUAGUCCACCAGCCGGCCGGCACCUUGUGCCCUCAAUUUGAGAACUAA
Messenger RNA from Monosiga brevicollis MX1, 1098 nucleotides. RefSeq lists its product as uncharacterized. The record is from RefSeq and is a predicted model, not a curated record. Lineage: Eukaryota; Choanoflagellata; Craspedida; Salpingoecidae. Bases 1 to 1098 code for a protein of 365 amino acids. The transcript is spliced from 2 exons.